AUGAAGAACCCCUGGUUCUUGAAUGGUCGUGCUUCCGCCCUGAAUCCUGUGCCGCCUUCCGCCGGUGAAGGUCUUCUUCCCCCUCCCCUCCUUCCCCCUGACCCUCCUGACCCUUCCGCCCUCUCCUCUUCCCAGUUCCCUCCCCUCUCACCCCCCGGUUUAAGUAAACCCAGAUCUUCUCCACAAACUGCUCUGCCAAAGAAGCCUGUGGUCCGAACCUCUGGUCCCUCAAAACCCUCUACUGCUGAUGUCGUAACAGCUCAGCGAACCCAAAUAACUGAAGCGGUGGAUCCCCAAGCCACUCUGCAAACAAGCCCGCUGACUACUGUUCCAGGAGUUCGCUCCCUAACAGUGAAACCUAUUACUGCUGAUGCAAAAGUAACUCACCCUACUUCCACGGAUGUUGAGAUGAUGCAGGCUCCCCUAACGUCUCAACCUUCCUCCCAUUCCCCCUUGAUUCCCCCCACCUUGACUAUAAAUUGCGAAAACACUGUUCAAAAAACCCUAAGCCCUGAGAAAACUUUUACUAUCAUCCCUCCAAAAACCUCAAGCCCUAUCCACUCCAAUAAGGUUUCCUCUACUUCCCCUCCCGCUAUCCCCACUGCCCAAAUAUCUUUGCCCCAACAAAAACCCAAUCAGGUACCGUUAGACCCUCGAAGUACUAUCCCCAAUAACCCGAACCCUUCUCUAGUCGAUAGAAUAAAAGUCUUUGAAGAUAAAUCUCUCCAACAACUAGCUCCUGUGUCGUUCUCCGACAAUGGAAUUCCGCGAGUUCGGAUUCCAGAUGAAGUAUUCCAACAAGGAGCAAAACUGCAUAAAGAUUUUAUCAUCUGCUACUUCAAUGGACGAGCUCCCCCCUACAGUCAAAUUCAAAGUGUGCUAAACCAUAUGUGGGGAAAAGGAAGGAAACUAGAGAUACAUAACAACCCCCUCACAAGGUAUUCGGAGCUUAUGGCGAAGGAGGGACCGGAGGUGAUGAUCGGAGAUGGACCAGAAGGAGAUCGGAGUAAUCGGAUGGCAAAACAAGCAAGACGGAACAGAGCCUUGAGCAAAAGGAAACAGAGUGCUUGA
Molecule: messenger RNA, 1071 nt
Organism: Microthlaspi erraticum
Lineage: Eukaryota; Viridiplantae; Streptophyta; Magnoliopsida; Brassicales; Brassicaceae
Source: the annotation of a GenBank genome assembly